CUGCAGAAGGAGAGAGAGAAGCAAGAAAAGAAGCUGGAGAAGGAGAGGAAGAAGCUAGAGGAGAACGAACGGAAGCAGAGGGAGAGGGAGGCGAAGAUAAAUGCCAAGGAGCAACCACAGCAGAAUGGAGCCGAGGCGACUGGCGAAAAAUCGACGGGAGAACAGACGACUAAAGAAAAUGGAGCUCCGGCCUCUCCGCCUCAGUCCCCGCCUGGAGCAGACGCCGCUGCAGAAACAGCUGCAACAACGAGCACCGUUAACGGCCACCAACGACCCGUGUCCGCCCACUGCUGGCCGGAGAAGGUGAAGGUUGCCGAGCCGCCAGGCCAGAUCACCGGGUUCGGCGAGCCCAUCGCGAUCAUAUUCGACGCCACGCGGGCAGGAGAGGGCCCCAUGAGCGCUUCCUGUACAGGAGCCAGCGUCGGAGCCGUCCCAGUGGCCGUCUCGGAGCCGUGGAGUGCCAUAUUCAACGUUCACUUCACUCCCAACUCUGCAGACGUCUACACGUUGAGCGUCAAGUGGGGAGGCGUUGACAUCGCUGGUUCGCCUUUUACCAUCAACCUCAGUCGUCUCUCUGAUACAAACGGGGGCAGUUGCAGUUGGAUUGCCCCAGCCUGCAAUGCAGGCUGCAGAGGAAAAGAAGAAGGUGGACGAAAGGAGCAAAGGCAGAAGACAGCGGCCUCGUUUAGCUCCGAGGGUAGCUCGGGCUCGCAGCCCUACCCCAGCCAGCAACACAGGGAAACCCCCCCCUCUUCGUCAUACCAACCUGUUCCCGGGGUAACCACGCACGGCGGAGGUGUUCCCGCGGCCAACCAGCCACUCCCACUCCCAAUGGGAUACCCUUCCACCAAGGCGGACGUCAGCUACCUGGAUGAGAUCAACAAGAAGCUACAACAGGCCAAUGAUGGGCUGGGACAAGAGGUGGCUAAUCUAAAGAAGAAGAUGGGAGAGUUUGAGGAGAAGCUCUCCAAUAUCGAGCUGACAAGUCGAGCCGCAGAGGAUGAAAGGAAGGAGCUAAGUGCCAACAUUAGUCUCCGUGGAUGGCUGUACAAGAGAGGGAUAAAGGGUCCCACGGCCAACGUGUGGAGACACAGGUACUUCCGCUGCGACCAGGGGAACAAGAUUUACUACUACAAGUCUGCAGAUGAGCCAACGCCUAAAGGGUGCAUAGAUCUGGAGAAGGUGGAAAGUGUUUCGGAAGUGGAGAGUGAUGCCCAACAAGAGUCGGAAUCGGAGAAGUUCUGUUUCAACCUCGUGGAUUACGGCCAUUCAGUUCCUGAAGAACUGGCAUCAGAAGAACAAAUCUGUCUCUGA
Geodia barretti is the source of this 1314-nucleotide messenger RNA. Lineage: Eukaryota; Metazoa; Porifera; Demospongiae; Tetractinellida; Geodiidae. The record is from the annotation of a GenBank genome assembly.